Messenger RNA from Desarmillaria tabescens, 657 nucleotides. RefSeq lists its product as uncharacterized. The transcript has a single exon. The record is from RefSeq and is a predicted model, not a curated record. Bases 120 to 449 code for a protein of 109 amino acids. NCBI's taxonomy places the organism in Eukaryota, Fungi, Basidiomycota, Agaricomycetes, Agaricales, Physalacriaceae.
CGCAGCUUUGUUGUAGGGAAACACCCUUUACGGACCUGGCGAUUUAAGCAUUCUUGUCGUUCACCAGGAGAAGGUCCGGAGAGAAGAACGGUCCGCCUAUGUAAGACGAUUUUGUAAGAAUGGUUUCGUACCCACUGUAUACUCGCGUACGCUCGCUCAUAUGCGCCUUUUUCUCCCUGACAGACUACGUCGCCUUUCUCACCAAUGCAAUUUUACCCCUGCUUGUCCGAGUUUCAGACCGCAGUCCUGAUGCAUGUUAUGUUGUCAGGGGAAGUUUAGCGUCUGUUCGAAAUCCCGGACAUUUCCAGAUGUGGAUAAUUUACCUGAGCCUUUUCCAGCUCGAGACGUUCUAUGUCGCCGAGAUACCAUAUUUUCUGUGUAGGCCUAGAGGAAUAUCAUCAUGUCUAUCGAGAAAUAAGGACACGGGCCAAGAAAAGAAGGCCAUCUGAAGAAACAAGCAAGGUCCCCGUUAUGGCCACAGGUAAGCCCUGACGCUCGCCUUCUUCGACUUCUUCCAUGAGUCCAAUGUAGGUGGGGCUUUUGAACGGUCCUUCCUUCAGGGCCAGUGUGCUGUUUUUUUCCGUCGUCUCAUUGAAGCAACUGUCAUUGCUCGUUUCCGCUCAAAUCUAUAGAUUCGGUCCGUUAGAAGAUUAUACA